This is a messenger RNA of Mucor velutinosus, 1167 nucleotides long. RefSeq lists its product as uncharacterized. The transcript has a single exon. Gene Ontology annotation, biological process: intracellular signal transduction; protein phosphorylation. Gene Ontology annotation, molecular function: protein serine/threonine kinase activity; ATP binding. Gene Ontology annotation, cellular component: cytoplasm. Bases 1 to 1167 code for a protein of 388 amino acids. Lineage: Eukaryota; Fungi; Mucoromycota; Mucoromycetes; Mucorales; Mucoraceae. The record is from RefSeq and is a predicted model, not a curated record.
AUGACCUCACAACAACAACAGCAAGAUAUCUGGAAUCAAGUAUCCGAAAGUAUGGUUGACAAACUAAUCGACAACAACAAGUACCAACUCGUAGAAGAACUGGGUCGUGGCUCCUAUGGAUGUUUAUUCUUGGGCCAAUCACUGGAAACAAAUGAAUACGUCGCUGUGAAAAUCCUCUGUAAAAAAGGCCUCGAUCCAGCACAACUGGCAUUGCAGCAAUUGGAAAUCGAUAUACAACAAAGCCUUCACCAUGCCCAUUUACUCGGUCUCGAUCAGGUGAUUCAGGAACCUGAUUUUGUCUAUAUGAUUAUGGAGUUGUGUGAUCAAGGCGAUUUAUUCGAAUACGUAGUACAGAAUCCUUAUGAUGUAAAUUGUCAUGUUAUUUUCUUGCAAAUCCUGGAAGCCAUUGACUACAUGCAUCAAAAUAACCUCUACCAUCGCGACAUCAAGUUGGAGAACAUUCUUUUACAAAAGCAAGACUAUAUCAAAGUAGCAGAUUUCGGACUAGCAACAAAGGAACGAUACUCAUUCGACUUUGGAUGUGGUUCAACUACGUAUCUGGGUCCAGAGCACUUUGGCAGCAUUGGAGAUGAAUCUGACCUGGAACAAGAAGACGCACCUUACGACGCCGCAGCUUCUGAUAUCUGGUCCUUGGGCAUCUUGUUGCUGGCUUUAUUGUUUGGCAGAAAUCCAUGGCAAGAAGCGACUGACUUGGAUGUGGCAUUCGCUGAUUACAAGGCAGAUCCCAUGUCGUUGAGGCGCUUGUUUCCUGAUCUUAGUAUUGAAUGCAUGCAUUUCUUGCAAAAGGUACUUGCAAUCGAUCCUGCCAAACGAGUAUCCAUUGGCGAGAUGAAGGCCAUGUUCUGCGAAUUGACUGAUUUGACCAUUGAUCCACAAGAAUCCGAUUACGAGUCAGAGUCAGAACAAGAUGAGAUCAUGCCAUCGCCUGUAGAUAUUCACACUGUACAACACAAGGCUAAUAAGGCAAGCUAUGACUCUGCCAUAUUCAGUCAAGAAGAUGGUGGCGGAAGCUGGUCAGACAUGGUCGAGCAAGAUCUCUUAUGUGGCAUUGAAGACGACUUUGAACACAUUACCUUUGAUUCAACUGAAGAUGACGAGCAAGAACUGUUCAUUCAUGAUCAAGAAAAGGAAUCUUGGUGGUUAUAA